AUGGACGAUGAAGAAUCCGUCAAAAUACAGAGAAUCGGACAAGAUUUAACAGUGGAAGAUUCAGCCGAAGUGGUCGAGUUCCACUUGUCGAGAAUCAAAUACAUCGAAAACUUAAGUCACCUAAAAAACCUAAAGAAACUGUGUUUGGUAUCAAAUAUCAUACACAAAAUAGAGAAUCUUGAACAAAACACAGAACUUGAACACCUAGAUCUCUACCAAAAUCGAAUAAAACAUAUAGAAAACCUAGAAAACUUAACAAACUUGAAGGUUCUUGAUCUGUCAUUUAACGAAAUCGACAAAAUCGAAAAUCUUGAAACUCUGGAUAAACUAGAGCAACUGUACCUUAGUAAUAAUAAAAUUUCCGAGGCUUGUAACUUAGCCCAUUUUAAGAAUUUGACUUUGUUAGAGCUAGGCUCUAAUAAGGUAAGAGACUAUGGAGACGUUGAACACCUGAGAACACUAAACGCUUUAUGGCUAGGAAAGAACAAGCUGACUACAAUGUCGAUUCCUGAGCUCCCAAACCUGGAAAAGUGUAGCAUACAGAACAACAGAGUGAGGGAGUGGGACGAAUGUAUAUUAAAAAACUUGCCGAAUUUGCGGGAGUUCUACCUGAGCUACAACAAACUUACAGAAAUACCAUCAUUCAUAUCUUUAAUGUCUAAUCUUGUCAUAUUGGACCUUGGAAAUAACAGAAUCUCUAAGAUACACCCACUAGCUGAGAAUCAUACACUUGAAGAGUUGUGGUUGAAUGACAAUGAGAUUGAUGAUUUGAGUGAGGUUAAGGUUCUAACAUCACUUAAAGCUCUCAAAGUACUAUAUUUGGAAAGGAAUCCACUCCAGUUCAAGCUCGGACCCAGUUAUCGCAACAGAGUACUGGACAUACUCCCAAGUAUUUUCCACACAUUACUCAUUUUAUCACAGAUCUAA
This is a messenger RNA of Theileria annulata, 927 nucleotides long. Its product is annotated as protein phosphatase regulator subunit, putative. The coding region runs from base 1 to 927 and encodes 308 amino acids. Lineage: Eukaryota; Apicomplexa; Aconoidasida; Piroplasmida; Theileriidae. Gene Ontology annotation, molecular function: protein binding. The transcript has 7 exons. The record is from RefSeq and is a predicted model, not a curated record.